UCGAUUCACUACCGUCGUUCUCUUCGUCAUCUUGUUCCGAUGGGGGGAGAGGAACAAAAAGUGCGGAUCUUCGAAGAGGAAAAUCGAUGACGCAGAAACAGCUUGGCUGGCUCAGAAACAUUUGGCAGUGUUAUCUCGACGGCUCGACGCGGCGCCUGGAUCGACAUGCUGGCUGUUGGUACAUGAACCGGUAGAUGUAUACUAUCACAGCGACAGCAAUCAUAGCUAGCAACCCUUAUCGUGAACUGCGUACGAUUCAUUAUCUCGCAGUAGAUCUACUAUCCACCAAGUGAUUAUCAUUCUAGCUACCGUAGCAACCGUAGGGUAUCAUCAUGGCCAUAACAGCUGUUACCAACACGGCCAAUGGUGGAUCGUCCUUUUCACAUGCCGUCUCUCGGUCGUCCGAGCUUCUGUCUUGUGCCAAAACCGCCUUGAAGAUUGGAAAAGCACAACACGCCAACGACGAUGACUACGGCGGUUCCAUGUGGUGGGCCUGUCAAGAACCCAAUCUGUUGGCCUUGUGUUCUUGGAAAAACAUUAUACGCAACGACACUCCCUUGGAUACUCUCACGGAAGAUGGAUUGUCGUUGCUGCGAACCAUGGACGCCGAAUUGAAGCAAUUGGAAACUCUCGUCCGAAGAAGAGGUCACACCAACGAUCCCACUGAAGAAAUUGCCGCUUCGGUACGACGACUCGAAACCGAUGCCAACGAAUUGUCCUCCUUGGUCAAAACGGGAUUUGCCGCGCCAUACGCCACGGCACAGUAUCAACGACACACCGCGCUCAUUGCUACCUGGCUGGAAUCGGUAGCCACCCAACAAAUGGCCAAAUUAAAGGAAAUUCUAAAAGUCAGAGGAAAUGUACUGGCAUCCCAAGAAGAACGCAAAAAAAUGCUCAAUCCACAAGGACCCGCUGUCAAUAACAGCAAUUCUACCGCUACAGUCGUCACGACACACACCAAAACGGUAGCCCCCAAAGCCAUGGAUACCCCUCUUUUCACAAUGUCGCCCUUGCCAAAACCACUCGGCACCAAUACGAAUUAUUCCAAUGGAGCUGGCAGCAAAACUAAUAAUGGAACCACAAACAACACCAACAAUAAUGGCGCGUAUGGUGGCGGAUACGGUGGAUACGGUUCCAACAGUGGUGCCUAUGGCAGUGGAACAGGCAGUUAUUAUGGAACUCCUGGUGGACCAGCGACUUCGGGAAUGAGACAACGUCGAGGUAACAACAACAGCAAGUCAAACAACAACAACGGCCACUAUUAUGCAAACAACAACGAUGAGGAUCAAGAAGAAGCCGACAAGAUCCAAGCACAAAUUCAACAACGACAAAACAAACGGCAAACACAAAAUCGACUCGAAGAAGCACAACAGGCAGAAACCAAAUUGGCAUCGCUCAUGACCAUGUUUAGUAAAAUGGCUAAUCUCGUCGUACAACAAGGAGAAGUCGUCGAACGGGUGGAAGAUGAUGUCGAAGAAGGAUUGGUCGAAGUCAUUGCGGGACAACAAGAAAUCACCACCCUCUACGACAUUAAAAAGGGAAACAGAGGACUCAUCAUCAAGGUAUUUGCCCUCCUCAUCUUUUUCAUCAUUUUCAUGAGAUUUUACAAAAAGUAGAAUAUAUAUAUAACCAACUACCGCCGCUUUGCUAAGUAGAGGUAAGGUACAAAAAAACGGCCUUUAGUAAAGCAGAUCAUUUAUUUGCG
Seminavis robusta is the source of this 1705-nucleotide messenger RNA. NCBI's taxonomy places the organism in Eukaryota, Bacillariophyta, Bacillariophyceae, Naviculales, Naviculaceae. The record is from the annotation of a GenBank genome assembly.